AUGAAAAUUCUGUUGCGGCCAAGUGCCAUUGUGCAAGUAAACUCCUCAUAUUGUAAACUUCGAGCUGUGCUGUCUUUGCCAUCCCGAAUCCCUUCCCUUCACCAUCACCCCCUCGUCACCACCACCGUUUCCGGCUUCACCCAGCUCGCACCUUUCCGCAGCAGAGCCUACUCUGACAAACCUACCGCUACUAUGCCUGAGGAAAUUACCCACCACACCAUCAAAGAUGGCUGGUUCCGAGAGAUCUCUGAGAUGUGGCCUGGCCAAGCCAUGAUCCUCAGGGUCAAGGAGGUCCUCCACCACGAGAAGAGCAAGUACCAGGAUGUGCUCAUCUUUGAGUCGACCGACUACGGCAAGGUGCUUGUCCUCGACAACGUCAUCCAGUGCACCGAGCGCGACGAGUUCUCCUACCAGGAGAUGAUUACCCACCUCGCCAUGAACUCUCACCCCGAUCCCAAGAGGGUGCUUGUUAUCGGCGGUGGAGAUGGUGGCGUGCUCCGCGAGGUCGUCAAGCACGAGUGUGUCGAGGAGGCUAUCCUCUGCGACAUUGAUGAGGCCGUCGUCCGCCUCUCCAAGCAGUUCCUUCCCGGAAUGGCUGUCGGCUUUGAGCACCCCAAGUCCAAGGUCCACAUUGGCGAUGGUUUCAAGUUCCUCGAGGAGUACAAGAACCACUUCGACGUCAUCAUCACCGAUUCCUCCGAUCCCGAGGGCCCCGCCGAGAGCCUUUUCCAGAAGCCCUACUUCCAGCUUCUCCACGCCGCCCUCCGCGAAGGCGGCGUCAUUACCACCCAAGCCGAGAACCAGUGGCUCCACCUCCCCCUCAUCACCAAGCUCAAGAAGGACUGCAAGGAGGUCUUCCCCGUCGCCGAGUACGCCUACACAAGCAUCCCCACUUACCCUUCAGGCCAGAUCGGCUUCAUGGUCUGCUCCAAGGAUGCCAGCCGCAAUGUCAAGGAGCCUCUUCGCAAGUGGACUGUUGAGGAGGAAGAGAAGCUCUGUCGAUACUACAGCGCCGACAUCCACAAGGCUGCCUUUAUUCUCCCCAACUUUGCCAAGAAGGCCCUCGACGUAUAG
Parascedosporium putredinis is the source of this 1074-nucleotide messenger RNA. Lineage: Eukaryota; Fungi; Ascomycota; Sordariomycetes; Microascales; Microascaceae. The record is from the annotation of a GenBank genome assembly.